Babesia bovis T2Bo is the source of this 853-nucleotide messenger RNA. RefSeq names its product putative integral membrane protein. Lineage: Eukaryota; Apicomplexa; Aconoidasida; Piroplasmida; Babesiidae. The record is from RefSeq and is a predicted model, not a curated record. The transcript has a single exon. Bases 531 to 839 code for a protein of 102 amino acids.
UUUACACCUUCCCGAAAUAACACCUUCAUAUGUAAUUAUACAAUGGUUUAUGGCAUAUUUAGCGUUGAUUGUUGAGUCAUAGCUCAGAUUCCUUAGGGCCCAUUGUGAUGUUUUUAUCUACGUUGAUCAAGGCACAUUAUUGUGGAAUCCAUAUUGGAUAUUGUUUCCAGUGGUAGUGUGAUUAUAUUGUCUAGUGAAUUGCUUGAUUAUGUUGUAUUAAGUGUAGGUUAAUGUGACCUUUAUACCGCAUGGUGAGCAAGCGUGUAGUUUUCCUGGGUUCCUUGUGCUUUUCAGUUUCCUCUGUUGCUGCUGUUAUUUGGAACAAGCGUAGGCAGCACGCUCGCCGUCACGCUGCGGUUGUUCGUGACAUCCAGCAGCAGAUCGAGAAGCGCGGCAAAUCCGGUUAGAUGGGUCUACUGUAUAUGUAACAUUUACUGCAAAAUUACUGCGAGUUCUAUUUCCCGGCGGUGUAUUGAGAAAACAGCGAGUGUUACAAUUUGCCGCGGGUACGACGUACAUCCCGGGGUCCCAUGAAGGGUCUUCUAAGGCAUCGUAUAAACGGGGUCCAGAAGUUCAAGCGUGACGAGCACUUUCUGUACUUGCGCCAGUAUGAACCUCCCGGAGCUAAGGAAUCACGUGCUGGUUCUGAUCGUCCGUGUCACCCGGUUAACGACCAGUCGCAGUGGGAUUCAUUUUUGAAGCUGCAGCGCAAUUCGUCCUUCAUACAGCCCAGUAGCGAUGCGCCAGUGCGCAAGCGCAUACGCAGGCUGACGGUGGCCGCAGCGUGCUUCACAACUGUAGUGUUCGCGACGGCGAGCGCCAUCGGCGUGUUUUGGUAACAUUGCAUUAAUUA